Molecule: messenger RNA, 567 nt
Organism: Ceutorhynchus assimilis (cabbage seed weevil)
Lineage: Eukaryota; Metazoa; Arthropoda; Insecta; Coleoptera; Curculionidae
Source: the annotation of a GenBank genome assembly
AUGGAUAUUGCUUGCUAUCUAUUCUUAACCCACAGCUUUUAUACACAAGAACAGAUGAAAGCAUUCAAAAGCCUUCAAGCGUACAAAUAUUUCGAGUCCGGGUUCGUCUUAAAAAUUGGAGCAAAAAUUACACACAACUGCUACGUGCUAGUUGGAAAGAUCAAACAUUCCGAAGCCGAAGCCAAGCUGCUUGAUGUUUGGAGUAUUGUUUCAAGGGAUGGGUCUAUAUCUACAGCUCAUUGCACCUGCAUGGCUGGUAACAGUGAGGUUUGUAAUCACAUUGCAGCAAUGCUUUUUGCUGCUGAAUAUGCCUAUAGAAAAAGGAAUUCAAUCUCAUGUACUGACUUAACGGCUCCGUGGCCUAUGCCCUCUUUAUCGACCACUGUGCCAAUAGUGCCGUUAAGCGAGAUGGACUUUGGAAAACCAUCAUCAUCUACAAGUCAAGUUGUAUCCAUUAAAAAUAAUGCCAUAGAGAUGUUGGAUAAAAUGAAGAGCCUAGGGAAAACGGCAAGCCUUAUGAGAGUGGUAGAGCCUUUUGCCAGUGAGAUCCAUGAUCCAUUCUAUUAG